Messenger RNA from Orbicella faveolata, 8264 nucleotides. RefSeq lists its product as uncharacterized. NCBI's taxonomy places the organism in Eukaryota, Metazoa, Cnidaria, Anthozoa, Scleractinia, Merulinidae. The record is from RefSeq and is a predicted model, not a curated record.
AAGCGCGACUAUUUGCAGGCGAAAAAACAAGGAGACCUAUGACAUAUGGGCUCUAGCAUGCGUAGGAAGAAAUUCCUAAACAUAUUGGCAAAGAACUCAAAAGCUUGCACUAGUUCUUACAAAACAUAGUCUUAAACCCUUCAUUCUUGAAUAAUGGAUAGUUUAUGAACGAUCGCGUGAAAAUCUUCUCAUACAUAGAUUUUUUUUGGAACUUUCAAUGUGGUUUAUAGAUUAUGAGUUACUUGAGUCAGAAAUGCAAAAAGAUUAGCGGAGUACUGACUUCGUUGCAGCAUAGUUUGUAAAGGAGACCUCUACUAACUAUGGUUGCAGAGAUAAACCGUGUGAAAAAAUGUCCUCCAGAAUCCCAGCGUGUCUCCGGGGUCAUUGGCAGGCUAAAGGCUUAUGAGUCAACCGGGAAGCAACAUUUCAAUUUUUUGCAUAAGUUGAGUUAAUGAUUCCAAAUGUUACCAGUAAGGGCCACCAAACGUCCAAGAGCGCUUAAUCCUAGCAAAUUCGUGCGCUCUCGCAUUCUCGUCCCCAGAAGCCUCGCUCCUUUUGGUCAGCACCAAGAAUCGCGGCUGACCAAACGGAGCGCGGCCUCUGGGGACGAGAAUGGCGCUCUCGAUGCAUUGCCUCCGCAGUGACAGUGCGCAAAAACAAUCGUCAGCAGGAAAAGAGACAGCGACUGGUACGCUACUCAUCGCUCGUAGUGCAUUAACAGCGCUCACGAAAAACGAACAGAAAAGUUCUAAAAACUUCAAACCUCACAAUGCUCGAUUCCAGACAUCGUGAUUGGCUGGUUCUCCCGUUUCUGCUUCCGACUUCAACAAUUUAGUUUUCACUGGAUCAUAAGCGAUGGAGUCAUCAGUAAGCGGAAUCGGCAAAAACGGAAACGAUCUUAUUCUUCCGAUUCCGAUUCUGUUGAGCUUAUGACUCUGUUGCUGGGUUGCCUAUAUUGUUCAUGUAUUUUUCCCGCCGUUUAGUUCCCGCGUUUAAGUCACGUGAUCUUUUCGAGUGUGCAUGUUAUGGCGAACGUCGGCAAACGUAGUUGUGUAUGCGAUUCACUCGAAAUAACGACGGAUAAGACGGAUAAAGACGCGGACGAUUGAUGGAAUUAUGUACAAGCAACAGGAACGUCUUAUUGGAGUGUUAGUCGAAUUAAAGUCAGUGAGCUAGAGUGAAUCUUGCCUAUUGAAACCGAGGGAAUUGGAAAUUGGCCCUUACAGACUCUGCCUCUGAACGGGGCCAGGUCAUAAGCACUAGCAGCCACCCAAUAAUGAUUCACUUUGAUCCAGACCUCUGCGAAACCAUCAUAAACAAUGUGGCGGACUCUGCCACAUUGUUUGGCAAUCACAGAUAACUAGACUUCCUUCUGGUUCCCAGAAUCAUAUUUCUUUUAUGACAAUGAGCUGAUGCCGAUCGAGAAUGCCGUUUAUUCUGCACUUGUGUAUGUGUUACUCCCCCCUUGGUUUUUUCUCAUGUCUAUGUUCUGUUUUUCUCACUUGCUUACGUCUAUGCUUGUGCCUGUGCUCAUACUUUUGCACCGGGUGAAGUACCAGUUUUAACUCCACCGUCGUCGUCCAUUGCUUCUUCAUUACAUGUUACUUGCAUGUAAAAACAAGGCAAGAUAAUUGGUUACCUAAAACAACCACUUCUGAUUGACAGGGGACUGGCAGUAAAUUGGAAACUGACAAGCAUUUAUUUGGCCUUAAAAAACGGCUUUCCAUCCAAUGGCGACAAUAAGUUACUUACAAUAAGCACCUCAGAAACAGCAUGCCGCCUGUGACAGAAAUUUGACUAUUUUAAUUAUUUUUAUUUAUCGCAAUUAAGAACAAUAUGAAGGUUAGCCGUGGCUUUGUGCGCUUUAAGUGGCUGUAAUUUUUGUAACUGUUGAACAUAGGAUUGACUUGAUUAGCCGGUUUACACGCAUCAGAGUUUCUGGCACCAGUGGAGAGUUGAAAACAGCUCGCACCCAGAGCUAUGACAGUCUUUGUAUUCUUCUUGAUACUUUGGAUCCCGGCAGCGUCAUUUCCUCUCAAAAAUGAGACUGGAGCGAAACAGCGAGCUGAGAGGUCUUCGUCAACUUAUCAAGACCCCGAAAAAGAGCUUAACGACCUAGAGAACACCUUUGGAAACACACUAGGCAGCGUUGGCAACCAAGGGUCCAACACAGGGAAUGUUGCAGUCGGUAAUCAAUUAAAUAAAGGUCAAAAGAUAAGCUUUGGUAGUACCACAGCCAAUGCUGGCCCGCAAGAGACUAACAAGGAAAAUGUUGAAGUCGGCACUCAACUGAAUAAGGGCCAAAAGAUAAGCUUUGGCAGUACUGCUGGCAAUGUUGGCCAACAAGGAACAAACACAGGAAAUGUUGCAGUCGGCAGUCAACUGAAUAAGAGCCAAAAGAUAAGCCUUGGUAGUACUGCCGGCAAUGUUGGACAACAAGAGACAAACACGGCAAAUGUUGCAGUCGGCAGUCAACUGAAUAAAGGCUAUGGUAGCACUGUUGGUAGUGUUGGCGAAGGUUCUAAUGCGGGUAAUCCCCCUGAAAGUCUUGGCCAACAAGUAAGCGCCUCACAGAAUGUUGCCGGUGGCCAGAAGUUGAACCUUGGUAACACUGGUGGCAGCGCUUCGCAGAAUCAACCGAACACGGCAAAGGCUGGCGUUGGCAACGAAGGCAACAAGGGGCAGGUAUUCAACUUUGGGAGUGUUGGUGGCAUUGUGGGCCAUAAAGGAAGUAGUUCGGGGAAUGUGGUCAUUGGCAGUCAACACAAUAAUGGCGCUUCCAAAACCACUGGAAAGAGCAUUGCAGUCGGCAGUCAACUGAAUAAGGGCCAAAAGAUAAGCUCUGGUAGCACCACCAGCAAUCUUGGCCAACAAGAAACAAACACUGGAAAUGUUGCAGUCGGCAGUCAAACGAAUAACGGGCAAAAGAUAAGCUUUGGUAACACCAUGGGCAAUGUUGGCCAACAAGGCUCAAACACGGGAAAUGUUGCAGUCGGCAGUCAGCUGAAUAAAGGCCAAAACCUAGCCUUUGGCAGUACUGCUGGAAAUGUUGGCCAACAAGGAACAAACACAGGAAAUGUUGCAGUCGGCAGUCAACUGAAUAAGAGCCAAAAGAUAAGCCUUGGUAGUACUGCCGGCAAUGUUGGACAACAAGAGACAAACACGGCAAAUGUUGCAGUCGGCAGUCAACUGAAUAAAGGCUAUGGUAGCACUGUUGGUAGUGUUGGCGAAGGUUCUAAUGCGGGUAAUCCCCCUGAAAGUCUUGGCCAACAAGUAAGCGCCUCACAGAAUGUUGCCGGUGGCCAGAAGUUGAACCUUGGUAACACUGGUGGCAGCGCUUCGCAGAAUCAACCGAACACGGCAAAGGCUGGCGUUGGCAACGAAGGCAACAAGGGGCAGGUAUUCAACUUUGGGAGUGUUGGUGGCAUUGUGGGCCAUAAAGGAAGUAGUUCGGGGAAUGUGGUCAUUGGCAGUCAACACAAUAAUGGCGCUUCCAAAACCACUGGAAAGAGCAUUGCAGUCGGCAGUCAACUGAAUAAGGGCCAAAAGAUAAGCUCUGGUAGCACCACCAGCAAUCUUGGCCAACAAGAAACAAACACUGGAAAUGUUGCAGUCGGCAGUCAAACGAAUAACGGGCAAAAGAUAAGCUUUGGUAACACCAUGGGCAAUGUUGGCCAACAAGGCUCAAACACGGGAAAUGUUGCAGUCGGCAGUCAGCUGAAUAAAGGCCAAAACCUAGCCUUUGGCAGUACUGCUGGAAAUGUUGGCCAACAAGGAACAAACACAGGAAAUGUUGCAGUCGGCAGUCAACUGAAUAAGAGCCAAAAGAUAAGCCUUGGUAGUACUGCCGGCAAUGUUGGACAACAAGAGACAAACACGGCAAAUGUUGCAGUCGGCAGUCAACUGAAUAAAGGCUAUGGUAGCACUGUUGGUAGUGUUGGCGAAGGUUCUAAUGCGGGUAAUCCCCCUGAAAGUCUUGGCCAACAAGUAAGCGCCUCACAGAAUGUUGCCGGUGGCCAGAAGUUGAACCUUGGUAACACUGGUGGCAGCGCUUCGCAGAAUCAACCGAACACGGCAAAGGCUGGCGUUGGCAACGAAGGCAACAAGGGGCAGGUAUUCAACUUUGGGAGUGUUGGUGGCAUUGUGGGCCAUAAAGGAAGUAGUUCGGGGAAUGUGGUCAUUGGCAGUCAACACAAUAAUGGCGCUUCCAAAACCACUGGAAAGAGCAUUGCAGUCGGCAGUCAACUGAAUAAGGGCCAAAAGAUAAGCUCUGGUAGCACCACCAGCAAUCUUGGCCAACAAGAAACAAACACUGGAAAUGUUGCAGUCGGCAGUCAAACGAAUAACGGGCAAAAGAUAAGCUUUGGUAACACCAUGGGCAAUGUUGGCCAACAAGGCUCAAACACGGGAAAUGUUGCAGUCGGCAGUCAGCUGAAUAAAGGCCAAAACCUAGCCUUUGGCAGUACUGCUGGAAAUGUUGGCCAACAAGGAACAAACACAGGAAAUGUUGCAGUCGGCAGUCAACUGAAUAAGAGCCAAAAGAUAAGCCUUGGUAGUACUGCCGGCAAUGUUGGACAACAAGAGACAAACACGGCAAAUGUUGCAGUCGGCAGUCAACUGAAUAAAGGCUAUGGUAGCACUGUUGGUAGUGUUGGCGAAGGUUCUAAUGCGGGUAAUCCCCCUGAAAGUCUUGGCCAACAAGUAAGCGCCUCACAGAAUGUUGCCGGUGGCCAGAAGUUGAACCUUGGUAACACUGGUGGCAGCGCUUCGCAGAAUCAACCGAACACGGCAAAGGCUGGCGUUGGCAACGAAGGCAACAAGGGGCAGGUAUUCAACUUUGGGAGUGUUGGUGGCAUUGUGGGCCAUAAAGGAAGUAGUUCGGGGAAUGUGGUCAUUGGCAGUCAACACAAUAAUGGCGCUUCCAAAACCACUGGAAAGAGCAUUGCAGUCGGCAGUCAACUGAAUAAGGGCCAAAAGAUAAGCUCUGGUAGCACCACCAGCAAUCUUGGCCAACAAGAAACAAACACUGGAAAUGUUGCAGUCGGCAGUCAAACGAAUAACGGGCAAAAGAUAAGCUUUGGUAACACCAUGGGCAAUGUUGGCCAACAAGGCUCAAACACGGGAAAUGUUGCAGUCGGCAGUCAGCUGAAUAAAGGCCAAAACCUAGCCUUUGGCAGUACUGCUGGAAAUGUUGGCCAACAAGGAACAAACACAGGAAAUGUUGCAGUCGGCAGUCAACUGAAUAAGAGCCAAAAGAUAAGCCUUGGUAGUACUGCCGGCAAUGUUGGACAACAAGAGACAAACACGGCAAAUGUUGCAGUCGGCAGUCAACUGAAUAAAGGCUAUGGUAGCACUGUUGGUAGUGUUGGCGAAGGUUCUAAUGCGGGUAAUCCCCCUGAAAGUCUUGGCCAACAAGUAAGCGCCUCACAGAAUGUUGCCGGUGGCCAGAAGUUGAACCUUGGUAACACUGGUGGCAGCGCUUCGCAGAAUCAACCGAACACGGCAAAGGCUGGCGUUGGCAACGAAGGCAACAAGGGGCAGGUAUUCAACUUUGGGAGUGUUGGUGGCAUUGUGGGCCAUAAAGGAAGUAGUUCGGGGAAUGUGGUCAUUGACAGUCAACACAAUAAUGGCGCUUCCAAAACCACUGGAAAAAGCAUUGUCUGCGGUGGCAAAGAAGGAAAAAAGUCGGGGAAUGAAAAUGUCAGCACUUCUAAUUACAAUGGCUCUAAGUUCCAUUUUGGGAAGGCUGCUGGGGGCACAGCCCACACAGGAAACAAUAAUGGCAAUAUUGUAAUCGGCAAACAACAAAAAAAUGGCAAAACCGUUGUCUGUGGAGGCAAAGAGAAAAGCAGCUCGAAGAAAUUGAAUAAAGGCCAAGAGGAAAACUUUGGUAGCACCGCUAGCAACGUUGGCCAACAAGAGACAAACAAGGCAAAUGUUGCUGUUGGCAAUGAGCUGAAUAAAGGAGAACAGGCGAGCUUUGGUAGUACCGCUGUCAACGUUGCCCAACAAGGGAGCAACAAUGGACAAGUUACUGUCGGAAAUCAGGUAAAUAAAGGGCAACAGAUAAGCUUUGUUAGCACCACUGGCAAUGUUGGCCAACAAGGAACAAACACAGGAAAUGUUGCAGUCGGCAGUACACUGAAUAAAGGCCAAACGAUAAGCUAUGGUAGCACUGCUGGCAAUGUUGGACAAAAGGAGACAAACACGGCAAAUGUUGCAGUCGGCAGUCAACUGAAUAAAGCCCAAAAGACAAGCUUUGGUAACACCAUGGGCAAUGUUGGCCAACAAGGCUCAAACACGGGAAAUGUUGCUGUCGGCAGUCAGCUGAAUAAAGGCCAAAAACUAGCCUUUGGCAGUACUGCUGGAAAUGUUGGCCAACAAGGCACAAACACAGGAAAUGUUGCGGUCGGCAGUCAACUGAAUAAAGGCCAAAGGAUAAGCCUUGGUAACACGAUGAUCAAUGUUGGUCAACAAGGAAGAAACACUGGAAAUGUUGCGGUCGGCAGUCAACUGAAUAAAGGCCAAAAGAUAAGCUCUGGUAGCACCACUGGUAAUGUUGGCCAACAAGGAAAAAACCCGGGAAAUGUUGCAGUCGGUAGUCAACUGAAUAAAGGCCAAAAGAUAAGCAUUGGUAGCACCACUGGCAAUGUUGGCCAACAAGGAACAAACACUGGAAAUUUUGCAGUCGGCAGUCAACUGAAUAAAGGCCAAACUAUAAGCUAUGGUAGCACGGCUGGUGGUGUUGGUGAACAAGGUUCCAAUACGGGUAACACCGCUGGAAGCCUUGGCCAACAAGGAAACACCGCAAAGAACAUUGCCGGUGGCAAGAAGUUGAAACUUGGUAACACUGGUGGCAGCGCUUCGCAGAAUCAACCGAACACGGCAAAGGCUGGCGUUGGCAACGAAGGCAACAAGGGGCAGGUAUUCAACUUUGGGAGUGUUGGUGGCAUUGUGGGCCAUAAAGGAAGUAGUUCGGGGAAUGUGGUCAUUGACAGUCAACACAAUAAUGGCGCUUCCAAAACCACUGGAAAAAGCAUUGUCUGCGGUGGCAAAGAAGGAAAAAAGUCGGGGAAUGAAAAUGUCAGCACUUCUAAUUACAAUGGCUCUAAGUUCCAUUUUGGGAAGGCUGCUGGGGGCACAGCCCACACAGGAAACAAUAAUGGCAAUAUUGUAAUCGGCAAACAACAAAAAAAUGGCAAAACCGUUGUCUGUGGAGGCAAAGAGAAAAGCAGCUCGAAGAAAUUGAAUAAAGGCCAAGAGGAAAACUUUGGUAGCACCAUUAGCAACGUUGGCCAACAAGAGACAAACAAGGCAAAUGUUGCUGUUGGCAACGAGCUGAAUAAAGGAGAACAGGCGAGCUUUGGUAAUACCGCUGUCAACGUUCCCCAACAAGGGAGCAACAAUGGACAAGUUGCUGUCGGGAAUCAGGUAAAUAAAGGGCAACAGAUAAGCUUUGUUAGUACCGCUGGCAAUGUUGGCCAACAAGGGAUAAAAACGGAAAAUGUUGCAGUCAGCAAUCAACUGAAUAAAGGCCAGAAGAUAAACUUUGGUAGUACCGCUGGCAAUGUUGGCCAACAAGGCACAAACACGGCAAAUGUUGCAGUCGGCAGUCAGCUGAAAAACGGCCAAGAGUCAAGCUUUGGUAGGACCCCUGUCAACAUCGGUACGCAAGGCCGCAACAGAGGAAGCGUUGCUGUCGGAAAUCAUCUGAAUAAAGUCCAAAAGAUGAGGUUUGGCAACUCUGCUGGAAACAUUGGUCAACAAGGGUCUAAUACGGGGAGUGUUGCUGUCGGAAAUCAACUGAAUAAAGUCCAAAAGAUGAGUUUCGGUAGCACUGCUGGUAACGUUGGCCAACAAGGAUCUAACACGGGGAAUGUUGCAGUCGGUAAUCAAGGCAAUAAAGGUUAACUUUAGUAGUUUUGGAAGGCUGUUGGUAGCGUCAGGAAGCAUGGAACUCGAAUCAGUUCAGAAAAUGUUAUUGUUGUAGUUACCGUUUAAUUUUCUCGCUUAGGCUUCUCCUUUGCAUUUACAACUUUUUAGUCUUAUCUACACAAGAGGGCAACAACUGUAAAAGUAAUAAACCAUCAUUAAGUGUUCAAAAAGCCAUUUUAUUUUCCGCUUCACAGAAUUAUUUUGCCUGACCAUUAGAAACUUGAGAUUGAUUAGCGUAAAUAGAUUUUCUGAAUGAUUGGUUUUUAUUUGUGUGGGCAAAUAGCGAAAUAUAAUGAGGUAAUACUUAUUUUUUAACGGGUAAUUAAAUG